Molecule: messenger RNA, 4997 nt
Organism: Hipposideros armiger (great roundleaf bat)
Lineage: Eukaryota; Metazoa; Chordata; Mammalia; Chiroptera; Hipposideridae
Gene: RAB3GAP2
Product: RAB3 GTPase activating non-catalytic protein subunit 2
Exons: 31
Coding region: 1014-4850 (1278 amino acids)
Biological process (GO): regulation of GTPase activity
Source: RefSeq, a predicted model, not a curated record
UAUGUGCCUGGUCGUAUGCUGGAUACUAUGGAUAUAAAGUGGUAUUAAAUGAGACCCCAUAUCCCAGUUUACAACCAAGUCUGUACCUGAUCCUGACAAGCAUCCAUCCCCACCCAAUAAAACAAAACACACAAAAAACGAGGUAAGGUCGCCUGUUAUGUCAUAGCACUUUGCAUUGCCUUCCUUAGCAUUAUCACAAUUUCAGUUAGAUGGUUGCGUUAAUUAAUUGCUUACUACCUGUGCCAGCUACUGGAGUGAGAGCUAAAAUGUAGUCUCUUUGGUUCUUUGCUUUAUACUCCACGCUUAACGUGUCUGGGAGAGAAAAGACGAGCAACAAAUAUGUGUCGAAUGGGUGGAUGGAUGAAUGGAUGAGAAAGCAAACGGAUGUCGACAGCGUAAGAGUGUAUAACACAGCAGAAUACCUCCUCUAUUAGGCGUGCAAACCCCUCUGGGAAUCUAUAGAGGGAGCAUUUAAAGCUAGCCUUGACGGAGCUGAUUUCCGGAAAGGAAAUGAAUCUUUUCCAACUCCGACACUUGCAUGAUGCUGUCUCCCGCCGGCCUGCCACUAGUUUCAGAGGGAUGAUUCUCUGUGAACCAUCAGGUUCGUGCCAACAGCAGGGCAUCAACAAGAUCGGUGAGAUGACUCAAAGGCUGGCGAGGACAACACCCAACUGGAUCAUGUCUGGCUAAAAGCCAGAAGGAAUAAAACGCUUCCUUCCCGGUGGAGGCGCGGGCGCCGGGGUAACGCCGGUCCCCAGCCUCCACGUUGACGCUGGAGCCCAGGCCGGCCGGCGGUCACGUGACUCGGCCCUCCGCGGCCCGGGCACCUGGGCCGUGCUGCGCAUGCGCCGUGGCUCCGGGGCGGAGGACCUGCGUGCGCUGACAGCUUCCGGCUUGGUAGCCCCGCCCCUGCCGGGAUAAAGCUGUUGGGGCUCGGCGGGGGCCGCCGCGGGGUGGCAGGGGGCAGGGCGUGGUCAGGUAAGGCGAGCGCCCGAGCCGGGUGCCUCGGAGCCAUGGCCUGCUCCAUUGUCCAGUUCUGCUCCUUCCAGGACCUCCAGGCCUCCCGGGACUUCCUCUUCCCUCGUCUGCGGCAGGAGACCCCCAGCGGCGCCCUGCGGAGAGACCCCAGUAAAUCAGCAAACUGGGAAGAUGAUGGUUGGGGAGCCUGGGAAGAAACGGAAUCCCAAGAACUGGAAGAAGAAGGAAGUACCGGCAAAUCACAAAAAACUUCCUGGCUCCAAGAUUGUGUUUUAUCCUUAUCACCAACCAACGACCUUAUGGUUAUAGCUCGGGAACAGAAAGCUGUGUUUCUAAAUGAAGAGUUGAGUAUCUUAUAUCCAGCUGCCAUUGUGACUAUUGACGGAUUUAGCCUUUUCCAGUCUCUCCGUGCUUGUCGAAAUCAGGUAGCCAAAGCUGCAGCAUCAGGCAACGAGAACAUACAACCACCACCAUUAGCUUAUAAGAAAUGGGGUCUACAAGAUAUUGACACUAUUAUUGAUCAUGCUAGUAUUGGUAUCAUGACGCUGUCCCCUUUUGAUCAAAUGAAGACUGCCUCCAAUAUAGGUGGAUUUAAUGCAACAAUUAAAAACAGCCCACCCGCCAUGUCUCAGUAUAUCACUGUAGGGUCCAAUCCAUUUACUGGCUUCUUCUAUGCUUUAGAGGGUAGCACACAACCAUUAUUGUCACAUGUUGCCCUAGCAGUUGCCAGUAAACUCACUUCUGCUUUAUUUAAUGCUGCCAGUGGCUGGCUCGGUUGGAAAAGCAAGCACGAAGAGGAAGCUGUACCAAAGCAAAAGCCGAAGGUUGAACCAGCCACCCCGUUAGCUGUAAGAUUUGGACUUCCAGACUCUAGACGCCACGGUGAAAGCAUAUGUCUGUCUCCAUGUAACACACUGGCAGCAGUAACAGAUGAUUUUGGCAGAGUUAUUUUAUUGGAUGUAACUAGAGGAAUUGCAAUACGCAUGUGGAAAGGGUAUCGGGAUGCACAGAUUGGUUGGAUCCAAAUCGUAGAAGACCUCCAUGAAAGAGUACCAGAAAAGGUGGAUUUUUCCCCCUUUGGAAAUACGCAGGGUCCCAGUCGAGUAGCUCAGUUCCUUGUGAUCUAUGCGCCAAGGAGGGGCAUUUUGGAAGUCUGGAGCACACAGCAGGGACCUCGAGUGGGCGCUUUCAACGUGGGGAAGCACUGCAGGCUGCUGUAUCCUGGCUAUAAAAUAAUGGGCUUAAAUAAUGUCACCAGUCAGAGUUGGCAGCCACAGACUUACCAGAUCUGUCUUGUCGACCCCGUGUCCGGAAGUGUGAAAACUGUGAUUGUCCCUUUCCAUUUGGCACUAAGUGAUAAGAAGAGUGAACGAGCCAAGGACGUGCAUUUGGUGAAGAAAUUAGCAGCCUUACUGAAAAGCAAAUCUCCCGAUCUUGAUUUGGUUGAGACAGAAAUAAAGGAAUUAAUUCUUGAUAUUAAGUACCCUGCAACCAAAAAACAAGCUUUGGAGAGCAUUUUGGCAAGUGAACGUUUACCAUUCUCCUGCCUUAGAAACAUCACUCAGACUCUAAUGGACACUUUAAAAAAUCAAGAACUUGAGUCUGUUGACGAAGGACUGCUACAGUUUUGUGCCAAUAAAUUGAAAUUACUCCAUCUUUAUGAAUCUACCAGUCAGUUAAAUUCCCUUGAUUUUCAUUUAGACACACCAUUCUCUGAUAAUGACUUGGCUGUGUUACUAAGGCUUAAAGAGCAAGAACUGCUUAAGCUCCAGACAUUAUUAGAGAAGUACAAGCAAGAGAACACCAGGACUGCGGUCCGAUUUUCUGAUGAUGAGGAUGGUGUGUUGCCCAUAAAAACAUUCCUGGAAUAUUUAGAAUGUGAGAAAGAUGCGAUCACCAUAAAGAAGAUAAGUGAAGAGGAGUACGUGGCUUUAGGCAGUUUCUUUUUUUGGAAGUGUUUGCAUGGAGAAAGUUCCACUGAGGACAUGUGUCGUACUCUGGAGUCAGCUCGACUUAGCCCUCAGCUGUUGUUGUCUCUGCUCCUGAGUGUUUGGCUUUCUAAGGAGAAGGAUAUUCUGGAUAAACCACAGUCCAUCUGCUGUCUUUAUAGGAUGCUGUUACUCCUGAGCAAGAUGAAAGUGGCCAUCGAUGACGCCUGGGACUCCCAGCCCGUGUCCCCGUGGUGGCAGCAGAUGCGCACGGCUUGCAUUCAGUCCGAGAACAACGGGGCUGCUCUGUUAUGUGCCUACGUGGGGCACUCUGUCGCCUUGCAGAUCGCGAGCACGGUGACAGAGAUGGUUUUGGAUACUGAUUCCUGGGAGGCCCUUUCUCUGGACAUGGAAUACUGGGAACUCCUGCUGAAACAGCUAGAGGACUGUCUCAUACUUCAGACCCUGCUUCACAGCAGAGCCAGCACUCGACCCUCCAAAGUGUCGUCGCCACAGACGGAGCCACUGCCCAGGCUUUCUGUGAGAAAGCUUCUAGAAGGAGGAAAAGGUGGCAUUGCAGACAGUGUGGCCAAGUGGAUAUUUAAACAGGACCUCAGGCCUGAAGUGCUACGACUGGCCAGUAAAGAAAGAGAUGCAGAAAACCCAGACGAGCCCAAAGAAGGUAUUCCCAGAGGUUUAAUUGAGGUGUCAGAGGUAGAGAUGGACUUAGGAGCCAUUCCAGACUUGCUGCGCUUGGCCUACCGGCAGUUUCCUUGCAGCCUGGAGCUGGACGUGCUGCAUGCACACUGCUGCUGGGAGUAUGUCGUUCAGUGGAACAAAGACCCAGAGGAAGCACGUUUUUUUGUUAGGUCAAUAGAACACUUGAAGCACAUUCUUAAUGCACAUGUUCAGAAUGGCAUCGCACUGAUGAUGUGGAACACGUUCUUGGUGAAAAGGUUUUCUGCCGCUACGUACUUGAUGGAUAAGGUUGGAAAAUCCCCAAAGGAUAGGUUAUGCCGAAGGGAUGUGGGGAUGAGCGACACAGCCAUGACCUCCUUCCUUGGCUCCUGCUUGGAUCUCCUUCAGACUUUAAUGGAGGCAGAUGUCAGCAGGGAUGAGAUGCAGGCGCCCGUCCUGGACACCGAGGAUGCUUGGCUGACUGUCGAGGGGCCAGUCUCCAUAGUGGAACUGGCCCUUGAGCAGAAACACAUCCACUACCCGCUGGUCGAGCACCACUCCAUCCUGUGCUCCAUCCUCUACGCGAUCAUGAGGUUUUCUCUGAAGGCUGUGAAGCCACUGUCCCUUUUUGAUAGUAAGGGGAAAAAUGCAUUUUUCAAAGACCUAACUUCAAUUCAGUUACUACCUAGUGGGGAAAUGGAUCCGAACUUUAUUUCUCUACGACAACAGCUCUUACUGAAAGUUGUCAGUGCAGCCGUCCAGGCCCAACAUCCAGUCGCAAAGGACAAAGAUUCCUCAGAAAAGGCACCGACCACUCCUUUUGGGAAGGACCAAGAUUGGCCAGUUCUAGCCAUGGACUUGGCCCAUCACCUUCAAGUUAGUGAAGAUACUGUCAGAAGGCAUUACGUGGGAGAACUCUACAACUAUGGCGUCGACCACUUAGGAGAAGAGGCCACGCUCCAGGUUCACGACAAAGAGGUCCUCGCCAGCCAGCUGCUGGUGCUGACAGGGCAGAGGCUGGCUCACGCACUCUUCCACACACAGACAAAAGAAGGAAUGGAACUGCUUGCCAGGCUCCCACCCACACUCUGCACUUGGCUGAAAGCGAUGGACCCCCAGGAUCUUCAAAACACAGAAGUGCCAAUUGCAACAACAGCUAAACUCGUAAAUAAAGUAAUUGAGCUUCUACCAGAAAACCACGGGCAGUACAGUUUAGCCUUGCACCUCAUUGAAGCUGUGGAAGCCAUCUCUCUUCCUUCUUUAUGACCCGCGUCCACUGCAAACAGCCUAAAAUUGUGUGACUAUCACAUGAAUUAGUGCAUGGCUAUUUUACAUAGUAAGCUGGAAUUUUACGGAGGGAGUAUGUUUGUUUUUUUUUCUUUUAUAAAUAAACGUAUAUAUUCCUUUUAAAAA